UCGCUGAGUGCGAUACACUUCUAUCCAUCUCACUCGCGAGGAAGGUAGUUGCACAUUACCGACUAUCAGCAGUCGCUACCGGAGACGCAUGAGAAACACCGAGUGAAAGCCGCGAAACAGUACGAGGAGCCAGCAAAGGUGUGCUUGACUCAAAAGUACGGAAAGGAGGAAACUUCGCAUAAACUAUGGCCGUAUCAGCAACUCCUCCGGUGCUUUCACCGACCUCCACUCCCGGGGGCGCGAGCAGCCUGUUCCGUCCCGACUCUCUGUACUCCAGCCCGGCCGAGUCCCCGCGACUGACCAGCAGCAUGAUCAACUCUUUCAUCACCGGCACCGGCGGCGGCGGCGGCGGCGGCAGCACUAACGGGAACGGGCCCGGCGGUGUCCACAAUAACGAGUGUAAGAUGGUGGAGGUGCACGGGGUGAAAGUGGCCUCGUUCACCGUGGACGGUCAGGAGCUCAUCUGCCUCCCGCAGGUGUUCGACCUGUUCCUGAAGCACCUGGUCGGCGGGCUGCACACCGUCUACACCAAGCUGAAGCGGCUGGAUAUAUGUCCGGUGGUGUGCACGGUGGAGCAGGUGCGGAUCCUGCGCGGACUUGGGGCCAUUCAGCCGGGCGUGAACCGGUGCAAACUCAUCACCCGAAAAGACUUCGAGGCGCUUUAUAACGACUGCACCAAUGCCAGUUCUCGGCCCGGUCGUCCUCCCAAGCGUUCUCUCGGCGUGGCGAUGCAGGACAGCUCUCGUCUGCUUCCUCACAGCGUUCACGGGCUGCUCUCUCCCGGUCUGCUCUCCCCGACAGGUCUAACAGCAGCAGCCAUGGCUGAAGCUAUGAAACUCCAGAAAAUGAAACUGAUGGCCAUGAACAACAUUCACGGAGCAGGAAGCCAGAACGGUACUGAGUCAGAGAACGAGGAGAUGAACUCCAGUGCAGGCGGCAGCGAGUCGUCCUGGGAUAAAGAGAAACUCCAGUCCCCCCCCUCCUCCGGAGCCCAGCAUGGUCUGGCUCACGCCGGUCUCUCCGCUCAGCACGGCCUGUCAGGGUCUCAUCUCUCUUCCCUACAGCAGAGUCAUCUCCUGGCUAACCUUUUCAGUCACGUGACUGGCGCAGAGACCUGGAGGGCAAAACAUCCACAGAACUGCAGCACAGGGCUGGACCUGCCGUUUAUGAUGAUGCCCCACCCCCUGCUGCCUGUCAGUCUGCCGCCUGCCUCCGUUGCCAUGGCGAUGAACCAGAUGAACCACCUGAACACCAUCGCCAACAUGGCCGCAGCUGCUCAGAUGCACAGCCCCCUGUCCAGAGCAGGAGCGUCCGUCAUCAAGGAGUGUGUACAGGACAGUCCGUCUCCUGUUCCGUCUCUGGAGGAAACCCAUCGUCCCGGAUCACAGCCCUCUUCCCACCCCAGCAGUAGUGUGUCCAGCUCCCCAAACCCACACACACAGAGUCCUGAACGCCUGGUUUUGAACCCAACCGAUGGAGAACUGCCAGAACGAGACAGCGGCAUCAAUAUGAAGAAAAUCCUUAAAGAGAAAGAUGAGGCUCAGUUAGCUUUGCCCAUGCAGAAACCAGGGUUCGAGAAGCUGCCUCUGGGCACUCAGACUCUUCCUCCAGGCUUCCCCGCACCCUUCCUGUUUGCAGAUGGCCUCUCUUCCGUGGAGACAUUGCUCACUAACAUCCAGGGUCUGCUGAAGGUGGCCGUGGAUAAUGCCCGUGUGCAGGAGAAACAGGUGCAACAGGAACGCAAGGAGUUAAAGAUGGAGCUGUACAGAGAAAGAGAGAUGAGAGAGAGUCUGGAGAGACAACUCACCUCUGAACUGCACAGCCGAGCCACUAUUCAGAAGCGUCUGAAGAAGGAAAAGAAGGCGAAGAGGAAACUGCAGGAGGCUCUGGAGUUUGAGUCCAAGAGGAGAGAGCAGGUGGAACAGGCGCUCAAACAGGCCACAUCUCCUGAGAGUCUCCGCAUGAGUCUCAACGAGGCAGUGAUACCAGAGGUGAAGUCUGAACAUAAUGGCAGCCAGCAGGAGAACUCAGCUGUACAAGAAAACAGACCCUACUCCAAACCUCCCAUCAUGUACUGAAGCCUCUGGCAUCUUUAGUCCCACGACAGCUCAGCUCAGCGCAGCCCACAGACGGACGGGGCCACGUGGAGAGGGGUUUGUGGGGCUUUUUCCCCAGAGGAAAAGUGGUGCGGGUGCUGAAGACCAGGCACCUGAACCCGUGUACAGGACUUGAGUGUGUAUGUACGUGUAUGUGUGCGUUUGCGGUCCUCAUGAGACGCGUGUGUGUGUCUGGAGCACUGCUUGUUGGCGACCUUUCAACAGCACAUGCACCGACUUGUAAAAAAAAAUGUCUUUCUCUCUUGUUUUGACUACUUCUACAUCCCACACUUUUUUGAGAUUAAAAGAAGUGUUUUUUUUUUGAUUAAAAUGUCAUUACCUGAUGAAUUACCCUUCUUUAUGUGAAGCACACAGCAUCACCCUAAUCUAAACCUAUCUUCAGUUUGUUAUUAUUAUUAUUAUUAUUAUUGAGUGUUAUCUGCUGAUCCCCCAUGAUUCUGUGCACCAGUGAUUCUGAACAGCACAACAGUCUUGACGAGUCUGUGGAGAACUUUGUCCACAGCACCUCUACAUGAAAGGGACAAAAGAGACAAAUAUUAUGUGGACAGACUCCAAAUAAGACACAUGUGCUUCUUUAAUAAACAUUGUCUACAUUUGUUGUUUUGCCUUUAAGAAAGGGAUUCUAUAUCAACAUUUCCUUUUUUUCCCUAAUUUGUUGUAUUUUUUUUAGAAAGUGUAGAAAUAUUUUCCUCAUGUUGUCUUUUCCCUGCCCUAUGUUUAUUAUUCUGGUGUUUAUUUUAUUAUCUGGUUUGUUGUUUUCCAUUGUAUUUUAAUCAGCAUUUCAAACAGAUGCUCAAGUGAUCUUGAAACAAACGUUCUUUGUACGUCUUUGCUGUCUUACUUUGCCCCGCGACAAUGUUUUCUCUAUUGCUCCUUAACUUAAAAAGUAAAAAAAAAAAAAAAAAAAAGAAAAAAAAAAAAGAAGUGUUCAUUUGAUGUUGCUAUAAACACAGUAUUACAGUACUCCCCCUUCUGUUUUUACCCAUUUAUAAAGACUUGUAAAAAUGCUUUAGCGUUUGCUAUCCUUACGUUGUUAUUACGUGGAUACAUUUUUAGUGACGAAAAAGAGACGAGAAGUACCCUUAUGCACAUCCAGAGCGAGCAUGCUUGUAAAUACAACGAUGAAAAAUGACACGUAUUGAUUGAAAAUAAAACGCUGCCUCUUCAAAUCUAUUUUUAAACAUUUCUAGCGACUCCAUAGGUAAUGCAAUCACAAAUCGGCAGCUAUCAAUGAUGUUGAAUCUUGUUUUAAAAUGGCAACAGACACUUAUCACAGCCUUGCACAUGCCACAACGAAUAAAACACCCCUAUGGACAUCUUGGUAGGUUUUGUUUUGUUUGUUUUUUUUCCUUUGAGUAAUAAAAUUAAGAUGGAAACA
Onychostoma macrolepis is the source of this 3495-nucleotide messenger RNA. It is a transcript of the gene dacha, whose product is annotated as dachshund a. Bases 186 to 2078 code for a protein of 630 amino acids. The record is from RefSeq and is a predicted model, not a curated record. NCBI's taxonomy places the organism in Eukaryota, Metazoa, Chordata, Actinopteri, Cypriniformes, Cyprinidae. The transcript is spliced from 13 exons.